GUGCCUAAGCUUGUUCUUCCUUUCCUUGGAGAGGAAGAAAGCAAUAUUGCAGGUGGUCUCCGGAUGAAUUGGAGGAACGAGUUAACAAUAUGGAGGUGACUUUGUUGCAAUUUCAAAGUUGAACUGAACAACGAGAAAGCCAAAUCUGCUGCUGCUGCUGCUUCUAAAGUUUUGUUGUUUUACUGACAUACUUUGAUUUUGAAAUCAUGUUUUAGUCAUUCUCUCUGCUUUUGUGCAUUUCUUUUAACAUGAAAUGGUAGGUAUAAUAGUAUUUUUUUCAUUUUGAUAUCAGAGAGAGUGUUAGUAGUUGGGUUCUUACCUUUUUUAGUAUUAUCUGAUGGGUGAUCAAUCUAAUGACUAGACCAAUUUAAUCCUUUUCAUUAUACCAAAUCCCACACAUGUCUUGGUUUAUUACACAAAGCCUUAUCUAACGAAUAAAAACUAAAGGAGGUAUCUUCUUCCCACACAGAGCCAUUAAGAUUCCAUAGUAUCAGGUCCAAUUUGACAGAGAAUCUCUCGUACAUGGCAUCAAUGGCUCUUCCUUUGCGCCAGCAUUCUCUAGAUCCCAUCUCUGCAUCUCCCACAGUUUCAAAAUCUCUUCUUUUCCCCCAAAAUGCCCUUUCUCGUACACUCUCUCCUCGCCGGAGUAUUCCCAAGUCUUCCGUCUGCCACUCUCGGAGUUCGCCUCCGACGCAGUAUACAAUAGUUCAUCGGAAGCACAUUUCCCUGAAUGGCUCUCUCUACUCACGUUUAGUUUUCAAAUGCAGAAACCAUGAUGAACCUCGGUCAACGACCAUUUCUUCUGAGCUUGCCCUUGAUGCAAAGUCGGAAACUUUACAGCAAAUGGAUGGUUUGGAGAUUACCCACGAAGCUAAAAAAGGAAAGAGUUUCUGGGCUGCCGUUAGUUUGAUCAUCGGAACCGCCGUUGGUCCUGGAAUGCUCGGCCUCCCAGCUGCAACUAUCAGAUCCGGUUCAAUCCCAUCGACCAUUGCUUUACUUUGUUCUUGGGUUUACGUCAUUUCCUCUAUACUUCUCGUGGCUGAGCUUAGCUUUGCAGCCAUGGAAGAAGACAAUGCAGCAGAGAUUAGCUUCACAAGACUUGCAACCAAAUCCUUUGGGAACAAAUUUGGGGUUUUCGUUGCUUUUGUGUAUGCUUCACUGAGUUUCUCUUUGGUGGUUGCUUGUGUCUCGGGUAUUGGCUCUAUUUUGUCUCAGUGGUUUCCUUCCUUGAAUCCAUUCUUGGCCAAUGCUAUUGUCCCUCUAGUCUCCGGAAUCUUGAUUGGUUUUUUCCCUUUCGAUGCCAUUGAUUUCACUAACAGGGGUCUCUGCUUCCUCAUGCUCUUCUCUAUAACUUCACUUGUGGCCAUUGGCUUAUCUGUGGCUAGGUCCAAUGUGUUAGCCUCGUUUGGUCAAUCAUGUUGGAAAGUCUCCACCGUUUUACCCGCGGUUCCUGUCAUGGUACUGACACUAGGGUUUCAUGUCAUCACUCCCUUCAUAUGCAAUCUCGCAGGGGAUUCGGUUUCAGAUGCUAGGAGAGCCAUUCUUGUAGGUGGUGUUGUGCCAUUGGCUAUGGUCUUGUCAUGGAAUCUAAUUGUUUUGGGGCUUGCAAGGAUCACUGUGCCUGCUGUACCUUCUUCAUCCAUUGACCCAAUCUCUCUUCUUCUAUCUGUCAACCCUUCUGCUUUAUCUGCUGUUCAAGGCUUUGCUUUCUCAGCCUUAGCUACCAGUUUAAUUGGAUACUCUGUUAGCUUCCCGAAACAGCUCCUUGAUACAUGGAAGCUUGUGUCUAAGCAAUCAAAUGGGAAUGGAAAUGGAGGAACUGGGUCAGUAAGUUUCUCAUCGAAGGAGGGUAAUAAGGGAACUAAUGGGAGAGUCUUAUACAGUGAACCAGCUAGAGCUCGUGAUGGAUUUGAAGCAGUAGUGAUGCUAUUUGUCCUUGGAGUUCCAGCUCUGAUUGCAACAUUCUAUCCCUCAACGUUCUCGAGAGCUCUGGAUUUUGCUGGUGUUUAUGCAAACUGUUUCCUCUUUGGUGUCCUGCCUCCUGCAAUGGUUUAUAUUCAACAGUCUAGAAAGAAACUUAGGUCAUGGGUUCUUCCCGGAGGCAACUUUACCUUGUUGAUCUUAUUUGUAAUCGCCAUUAUUUUGGGAAUAUGGCAUUAGCUUACCGUCAAAUAGAACUGUUUGUUUGUAUCAUUUUACACAGACAUUUGCCAUGAUCUUACUGUGCUAACCGGACUCUAGGGAAGCAACAAGACCCCACUGGGACCUUCACGAAGAUCUAUGUGUUCUUUGGUUCCUUUUAGAAACACUAGUAGCGAUUGAGAAGUCUUUUUUCACAUAGCAAGAUGACAUUUCACACUGGAUGAAAAAGAAUAAUAUUAUUGGCUUACCUGCGAUUGUAGAAUCUUUAAAAAUCAGAUCAUAUAAAUAAACUGAAAUUUUGGAUUUAACA
Molecule: messenger RNA, 2452 nt
Organism: Camelina sativa (false flax)
Lineage: Eukaryota; Viridiplantae; Streptophyta; Magnoliopsida; Brassicales; Brassicaceae
Biological process (GO): amino acid transmembrane transport
Source: RefSeq, a predicted model, not a curated record